This is a messenger RNA of Phalacrocorax carbo (great cormorant), 1023 nucleotides long. NCBI's taxonomy places the organism in Eukaryota, Metazoa, Chordata, Aves, Suliformes, Phalacrocoracidae. The record is from RefSeq and is a predicted model, not a curated record.
GAAGCGGCAGUGCCGCGUGAGUCCGGCAGAGACCUAGGCAGCCGUUGGGAGGGUGGCCUGUCCCUGCUGCCGUGCGUGGCCCCGGCCAUGGCUGUCCGCGCCAGCUUCGAGAACAACAAUGAGCUGGGCUGCUUCGCCAAGCUCACCAACGCCUACUGCCUCGUAGCUGUCGGCGGUUCCGAGAACUUCUACAGCGUCUUCGAGGGAGAGCUUUUCGGGACCAUCCCGGUGGUGCACGCCUCUAUCGCUGGCUGCCGCAUCAUCGGCAGAAUGUGUGUGGGAAACAGACAUGGACUGUUGGUCCCAAGCAGUACAACAGACCAAGAGCUUCAACAUAUCCGCAAUAGUCUCCCAGAUUCUGUACGAAUUCAGCGAGUAGAAGAGCGUCUCUCGGCACUGGGCAAUGUCACUACCUGCAAUGACUAUGUAGCUCUUGUUCAUCCAGAUCUUGACAGGGAGACAGAAGAGAUCUUGGCAGAUGUACUGAAGGUUGAGGUUUUCAGACAAACGGUAGCAGAUCAGGUGCUGGUAGGAAGUUACUGUGUUUUUAGUAACCAAGGAGGAAUUGUGCACCCCAAAACUUCAAUUGAUGAUCAGGAUGAACUGUCUUCAUUGCUCCAGGUCCCACUCGUGGCUGGAACAGUGAAUCGUGGCAGUGAAGUCAUUGCAGCAGGAAUGGUUGUAAAUGACUGGUGUGCCUUCUGUGGUCUGGACACAACCAGCACUGAACUCUCCGUCAUCGAGAGUAUCUUCAGGCUGAAUGAAGCUCAGCCAAGUACUAUUGCUACCAGCAUGAGAGAUUCCUUGAUUGACAGCUUGACAUGAGCAAUGCUGGUUCCUACUUUUCAGAAAGCUCCUAAGGAGUGAGGGGUCAAGCUGCACUUUGGAUUACAGACAUCUAGACCUUCUGAUGUUGUUUCUGCAGGCCUAGGCCAAGGAAGAGGCUACAAAACCAACUUUUCCUAGUGUUUUGUAAACUAAGUAUUAUUUAAAAACCUGAUAAAUAACAUAAGUUACAAGUAA